AUGGAUCAAAUGCAUCAGCUUUGCGCUCCAUACGGUGCUGUUCUUACGCCGUUGACAGCAUUAUCAAGUUCAACUGGAUAUAACCUAUAUGAAAAUGCACAUGAUGUUCAACCGACAGGCGUGAAACGAUAUGAGAUCAACGAUAUGCUACAAAAAAUUAUGUCAAUUGUAAAUGAGCGACUUGAUGACGCACAAGAAAGAAAACACGCUUUCAAUUCACAUAGUAUGCAACCAGCAUUUUUUCAAGUGUUAUGUGAAAUUAAAGAAAAAAUAGCUAUCAAUCUACGUCAUUUGCCUGAAGAUGAACCAUCCGAUCCUCAAUUAAUGCGUCUUGACAAUAUGUUAAUGGCUGAAGGUGUAUCAUCGAGCUCGUCAACAGCGAUGAAUGCUGUGAACGCUUCAGUGAAUGGCACAAGUGGACACGGUAAUAAUGUAGAUAGUGAUUCAGCUUUGGAUCAUUCAGAUUAUCGUGCAAAAUUGGCACAAAUUCGACAAAUAUAUCAUGUUGAAUUAGAAAAAUAUGAACAACAUUGCAACGAUUUUUGCAGUCAUGUAGUGACAUUACUACGUGAACAGAGUCAAGCUCGUCCGAUUACAGCCCGUGAAAUAGAUCGAAUGGUCGACAUUAUUCGUAAAAAAUUUAGUUCGAUACAAUUACAAUUAAAACAGUCGACAUGUGAAGCUGUUAUGAUUCUACGGUCAAGAUUUCUCGAUGCAAGACGAAAACGUCGAAAUUUUAGCAAAACAGCUACGGAAGUAUUGAAUGAAUAUUUUUAUUCACAUUUGAGCAAUCCUUAUCCAAGCGAAGAUGCCAAAGAAGAACUUGCUCGAAAAUGUGCAAUAUCUGUCUCUCAAGUUAGCAAUUGGUUUGGCAACAAGCGCAUCCGUUAUAAGAAAAACAUAGGUAAAACGCAAGAAGAAGCAAAUAUGUACGCAGCUAAAAUUGCCUCACAAGCUGCUCGACAAGGACGUAGUGGUAGAGAAAGCCCAGAUUAUUAA
Molecule: messenger RNA, 999 nt
Organism: Didymodactylos carnosus
Lineage: Eukaryota; Metazoa; Rotifera; Eurotatoria; Philodinida; Philodinidae
Source: the annotation of a GenBank genome assembly